Molecule: messenger RNA, 1647 nt
Organism: Zea mays
Lineage: Eukaryota; Viridiplantae; Streptophyta; Magnoliopsida; Poales; Poaceae
Exons: 5
Coding region: 52-1371 (439 amino acids)
Cellular component (GO): Golgi apparatus
Molecular function (GO): O-acetyltransferase activity
Source: RefSeq, marked validated
UACAGACUCGACAGGUACGGUGAGCAUAAAAGAGGAGAGCCGAUAAGCACAAUGGCGCCUGAGGAAAGGAUGAAGCAGACAGAGGGCAGUCACAAGGUGGUAACAGCAGCAGCAGCAGGUGGCAAGAUGGCGGUGCUCCACUCUCCGGUCGGAGUGAGGAGCAUCGUGACCUCCCUGGUGGCUUUCUUCAUCCUAGCCAGCUCCGUGGUGUUCCUCCUCCUCGACAGAGAAGCCGGGCUCCAAGAAGAACCGGCGAUAAGAGCCGGCGGCGGCGGCGGCGACGAGGAGUGCAGCUGGUCUCGGGGGCGCUGGGUGUACGACAACGUGUCCCGGCCGCUGUACGACGGGCUCAAGUGCGCCUUCAUCUUCCCCGAGGUGGCCUGUGACAAGUAUGGCAGGAAGGAUGUCAUGUACCAGCACUGGAGAUGGCAGCCUCAUGGUCAUGGAUGCGACCUCCCAAGAUUCGAUGCCAUGAAGCUGCUUGAAGAGCUGAGGAACAAGAGACUGGUGUUUGUGGGUGACUCGGUGAACAGGAACCAAUGGGUCUCUCUCGUGUGCAUGGUGGAGGCCUCGAUACCUGACGACAGGCUCAAGAUGCGCAUCUUCAAUGGCUCGCUCAUCUCCUUCAAGGCACUGGAGUACAACGCGACGAUAGAUUUCUACUGGUCGCCGCUGCUGGUGGAGUCUAACAGCGACAACCCCAUCAUCCACCGGGUGGAGUACCGGAUCAUAAGGGCAGACAGGAUCGAGAAGCACGCCAGCGUGUGGAGGGACGCCGACGUCAUCGUCUUCAACUCUUACCUGUGGUGGAGGAAGCAGAAGGAUGACAUGAGGAUGAAGGUCAUGUACGGUUCAUUUGAAGAUGGUGACGCAAAGCUAGACGAGAUGGAAAUGGCGGAUGGUUUCGAGAUAGCUAUCAAGAAACUGACGGAAUGGCUUGCAAAGAACAUUGACAAGAACAAGACUAGGAUAUUUUUCGCAGGAUCAUCACCAACACAUUCCUGGGCUAGCAACUGGGGCGGACAAGACAAGAACAAGUGCCUGAACGAAACGGAGCCGAUCAGCUACAGACCCGGCGGCGGGUACAAGGCUGCAACCACGGACUACAGCCUGAUGGCCAUGGCCAGGUCCUACUUCCGGCGGACGCUGGAGCCGAGAGGCAUACGCGUCCAGAUACUCAACAUCACGGAGCUGUCCGACUACCGCAAGGACGGGCAUCCCACGGUGUUCAGGAGGCAGUUCGUUCCCCUGACCAAGGAGCAGAUCGCGGACCCGGCCAGCUACGCGGACUGCACGCACUGGUGCCUCCCAGGCGUCCCCGACGUCUGGAACGAGUUCCUGUAUGGCUACCUCACGCAGCAGAGCAAAUGACGAUGCAUUAUUACAAGAAUGGCCUUGUUAUAUGUAGUAGUGUACAGUGCAGUACAGAUUGCCAGCUGCUCCGUUUAGAUUAUUAGGGAUGGACCUGCUGUUACAUGUAGAGAGAGACAGACAGGAGAUCUGUCUUGCCCAACAUUAAUUCUAGUAUCUGUAAAUCUUGUUCUUCUUGUCCAACAUUAAUUCUAGGAUCUGCUGCUAACCAUUUUUUUUGGAUUUAUGUAAACUGAGUGAUUAUCUGAAAUAGAAUGAUCUGAGUUUGCUGUUCCA